AUGUCCAGCGCGGUCCAUAAGGCUGAUGCGCCCGUCUUGCGGCCGCGGGCGAUACCCGUUCCUUAUAGCAGCAAGAACGAGGUCGAUAAGUCUCUUGCUGCCCCGGCGAUCGACCGAUUAAGUUCAGAUACCAGCGGCCGUUCUACUCCUAUCCCCGAAGAUGCGCCCCCCUCGGCACAAUCCAUCGCGGUAGCCCGCAAGCAAGUGCGCCUGCGAAACCGCUUGUUCUAUACGAUCGACUAUGUCCCCCGGGUGUCACAUUUUGAUCCGGACAGCGACUACCAUGAUUUUCGCGGGUUUUUUACCUUGUUCUGGAUCAGCUUGGUGAUCAUGGUGGUGACAACGGUGCUCCGAAACAUCAAAGAUACUGGAUAUCCGUUACGGGUGCGUGUAUGGAGUCUGUUGUCGGCCAAUGUCUGGGAGCUGGGCUUGUGUGAUCUUGCUAUGGUGGCUAGCUCGGCAUUAGUACUGCCCUUGCAUCGCCUCUACCAGAAAGGACCAAAAUGGUUGCAAUGGGCGCGGGGUGGGAUGAUCGUACAAAGUCUCGGAGAGGCUGUAUGGCUUGCGGUCUGGAUCAACUGGCCAUUCUUGCGCCUAUGGACUUGGACGGCGCAGGUGUUUUUCACCCUUCAUCUUCUGACAAUUCUUAUGAAACUUCACUCGUAUGCGUUCUACAAUGGCCAUCUCAGCGACAUGGAACGCCGCCUUGCAGCUUUGGACAAGCCUGGGCCGAUCGAGCCGGCGUCUCCAUCAGAUAUCAGAUACCCCGAGCCAAAACGCCGCCGCCCAUCGUUGAAGCCGACCCAUGAAGAGGACGACAACACCGAGCCGCUGGUUCGGCUUCGUGAAGACCUGGCCACUGAAUUGACUUCCCCGCUCGGCAACAUCUCCUACCCUCAAAAUCUAAGCUUUAUAAACUACGUCGAUUUCCUCUGCUGCCCAACCCUCUGCUAUGAAUUGGAAUACCCCCGUCGAGCGAACCGUCGGUGGGCCGAGAUCGCUUGGAAAACCCUUGCUGUUUUCGGAUGCAUCUUCUUACUCACUCUGACGAGCGAGGAAUUCAUUGUGCCAGUGCUCAGUGAAGCACACGUCCAACUGGAGGCGCUAGACAGUACAGCUGACAAGGCACUGGUCUUGGCUGAAACCAUCAGUAUGCUCCUAUUUCCCUUCAUGGUGACCUUUCUGUUAGUAUUUCUUGUCAUCUUUGAAUACGUCCUGGGCGCAUUCGCAGAGCUCACUCGCUUUGCGGAUCGACACUUUUAUUCCGACUGGUGGAACUCUUGCGACUGGCUGGAAUUUUCACGAGAAUGGAAUGUCCCUGUCCACCACUUCCUCUUUCGCCAUGUCUACCUUCCUUCUCGGUCAAAAUUCUCUCAGCCCGUUGCCAUGUUCAUUACAUUCCUGGUCAGCUCGAUCUUCCACGAGGUAGUCAUGAGCUGUAUCACCAAGAAACUGCGCGGUUAUGGGUUCGGAGCCAUGAUGCUUCAACUGCCGAUUGUGGCAGUACAAAAAUCCCGAUUCUUCAAGGGCAGAAAGACACUCAACAAUGUAUUCUUCUGGUCUUCCAUGAUUCUGGGUCUUUCAAUGAUGUGUGUCUUCUAUGUCCUGGUUUAG
Molecule: messenger RNA, 1614 nt
Organism: Penicillium diatomitis
Lineage: Eukaryota; Fungi; Ascomycota; Eurotiomycetes; Eurotiales; Aspergillaceae
Product: putative sterol o-acyltransferase (APE2)
Exons: 6
Coding region: 1-1614 (537 amino acids)
Biological process (GO): ergosterol metabolic process
Cellular component (GO): endoplasmic reticulum membrane
Molecular function (GO): ergosterol O-acyltransferase activity
Source: RefSeq, a predicted model, not a curated record